AUGACGAGAAACACUGGGGCGGGGGACACUUGGAUGAGGAUGCUUUGGGGGGAUGCCGGUGUGCCCCGGGGCGGUGCUGAGCCAGCUCCUCCGCAGGACGGGACGCUGGUGCUGGGUGCCCCCGGCGGGUACUACUUCUCGGGGCUCGUGUACUCGGUGGAGCUGGACAAGAUCCUCAGGCGCUUCACCGGCAGCUCCCUGCUGUGGCUGGGGACCCCCGGGCGCCCCACGGGACCGGUGUCCUGGGACUACGAGGACGGGUACCGGGGGUACUCGGUGGCUGUGGGCGAGUUUGAUGGCAACCCCAGAACCAAAGAGUACGUGGUGGGGGUCCCCAACAAGAGCAACACGAGGGGUGAGGUGGAGAUCCUCUCCGCGGGGGACACCCUGAGCCGGCUGCGGGGCAUCGCCAGCGAGCAG
Molecule: messenger RNA, 420 nt
Organism: Cyanistes caeruleus (blue tit)
Lineage: Eukaryota; Metazoa; Chordata; Aves; Passeriformes; Paridae
Source: RefSeq, a predicted model, not a curated record